AUGGACAAAACACCAGCUCCCAUCUUCCGCAAGCAGCGACCUCUAAUCCCAUCUUCAUCCGUUGCGCCAUCGUCAUCUCCGGCAUUCGGAACGCCAGUCUACCCUCCAAAGCCAUUCAAUAUCAAUGCUCCCAAAGCUGCGAUCCUCCCCAUUAUCCUGCCGCCGGCGACUCUCCGACCGCUCGCAUUCCGCACCUUUACAAAGAAACAUUCGCUCACGCUCACAUCCUCUGCAUUGCAAGAUCUUGCCUCGUUCAUCGGACGGCAUUGCGGCUCAGGAUGGCGCGAGGAAGGCCUAGCAGAGAGGGUGCUGGAGGAGAUAGCCAGGAGUUGGAAGAAUCGCAAUGGCGGCGUCAUGGUAGAAGGGUCCAGUAAAGAGCUACAGGACAUCCUCAAGACCCUGGAGGGGAAUAUGAGCGGCGGCAAGAUCAUGGGUCCUGGCAGAGAGCUUCCUAGGGGAGACAGCAUGCUGGACAUCACCGAUAACGAUACGCUGAACACCAGACUUGGCAUAAGGCCGACCUCGCUCCCACGGCAAGAUAGUAAUGCUAGCUUUGGCAUGUCGGGAUUGGGGAUGCAGGAGGAGGCAGACGACGACGAGGAAGCCAAUGAUGCCCGAGCAUGGCUGAAAGUCAUCGAUGCGUAUGAACAGCCACGACUCCUUUACAACGUUGAUAAGAAACACUUUGAAAGAGAUACGGCCAAGCCCUCAUUAUUACCUCCCGCCUCUCACAAAACCACUGUCUUCCGAAACCGCUACCACGUCAUCCACCAACGCCUCCUCCGAAACGAAUCAUUUCAAGUCUCCUCCGUCACCUCAUCCCGCAGACACACACUCCAGCGCUCGCUUUCCAAUCAACAGUCUCUCAAAAUCACGCCAAUCGCCAAUUUGCUUGGUCGACAUGGAAGCAAUCACAUGCUCCUCGGCCAGCUGAAUAUCCUACCCACAGGAGACUUGGCCGUAAGUGAUUUGACGGGCACCAUUGCUCUCGACCUUACACAGGCUGUUGCCAUUCCCGAGGAUUCGGCAUGGUUUUGCCCCGGGAUGAUGGUUCUUGUGGAUGGCGUGUAUGAAGAAGAAGAGGAGUCUGUUGGCAAAGGAUUGAGCGGCAGCAGUGGUGUUGGAGGUACUCUUGGCGGCCGCUUCCAAGGUUUCUUUAUAGGACAGCCUCCAUGCGAGAAGCGUAAGUCGACUCUCGGCAUCAGCGGCCCUGAUGGCAACGACCAUGAUCAAACAAUUGGCGGAGGCUUCGGCUGGAUUGAUUUCCUCGGCAUUGGCAGCGAACGAGCUAUUGGUUCCAAAAUGCGGAGGCUAGAGAGAAGGCUGCUCCCCUCCUCCUUAGAUCAAGACAUGCCCUCUCGAAACCGAGUGGUGAUCAUUGGUGAAAUCAACCUCGAUCAACCCCGAGCUCUCCAGGCCCUCCGCAAAAUCCUCUCCAUAUACGCCUCUGAACCUGAAGGCACUUCACCUCUGACAUUUGUUCUGGCCGGCAACUUCACACAACACGCCGUCAUGGCCAGGGGCGGAAGUGGGGGCAGUAUCGAAUACAAAGAAUACUUUGACGCCCUAGCCUCCACCUUCUCCGAUUUCCCUACCCUCCUCCAGUCAUCCACCUUUGUCUUCGUGCCCGGCGACAAUGAUGGCUGGGUCUCCUCUUUCACUGGUGGUGCCUCCGUACCACUGCCCCGGAAACCUGUUCCCGACAUGUUCACCUCACGCAUCCGCCGUGCCUUUGCCGCAGCAAACGCAGAAGCUGGCAAUACAGGCGUCCAAGGAUCUGCGGUAUGGACGAGCAACCCAAGCCGAAUGUCCCUUUUCGGAACGAACCACGAACUAGUAUUAUUCAGAGACGACAUCUCUGCCAGAUUAAGGCGCACUUCCGUCACCCUCAAGCGCACGGCGGCUGCCGAAACGCACGAGGCCCAAGAAAACCCACCCGCCGAAACCCAACAAGAUGAUCCAACCCCAUCUGCGGCAGAAGACGCCAUGGAAGUCGAUUUUGCAGAAAAGUCCUCCGCCACGACGAUGUCAUCUUCUCCUCCUCUCGACGUCAAGACAGCCCAAAAGCUCGUCAAGACAAUUCUCGACCAAGGCUAUCUGUCUCCCUUCCGCCAGUCAACGCGGCCCGUACACUGGGACUACGCAUCCGCGCUGCACUUGUACCCUCUCCCUACUGCAAUGGCACUCAUCGAUACGACAGCCCCGCCCUUUUGCAUCACAUAUGAAGGCUGCCAUGUUAUGAAUCCGGGAAGCAUUCUCGUAUCUGGGCGAAAGGGUGUGGGAAGAUGGGUCGAAUAUGAAAUUGGGCGGCAAGGGAGAGUAAGGGAGUGUACUCUAUAG
Trichoderma gamsii is the source of this 2340-nucleotide messenger RNA. RefSeq names its product DNA polymerase epsilon subunit 2. The transcript has 2 exons. Gene Ontology annotation, biological process: DNA-templated DNA replication; error-prone translesion synthesis. The coding region runs from base 1 to 2340 and encodes 779 amino acids. NCBI's taxonomy places the organism in Eukaryota, Fungi, Ascomycota, Sordariomycetes, Hypocreales, Hypocreaceae. Gene Ontology annotation, cellular component: epsilon DNA polymerase complex. The record is from RefSeq and is a predicted model, not a curated record. Gene Ontology annotation, molecular function: DNA binding.